Pseudonaja textilis is the source of this 1967-nucleotide messenger RNA. RefSeq names its product prune exopolyphosphatase 1 (gene PRUNE1). NCBI's taxonomy places the organism in Eukaryota, Metazoa, Chordata, Lepidosauria, Squamata, Elapidae. The record is from RefSeq and is a predicted model, not a curated record. Gene Ontology annotation, cellular component: cytoplasm. Gene Ontology annotation, molecular function: exopolyphosphatase activity.
CCGCCCGCCCGAAAGGAGGUCGGGGUGACACGUGUCCCGGCGAGCCCUCCGUUCACACGUGCGGCCGGGCUGUGGGGAGGGGUCCGAGGCUGUCCGGAGCCAUGGAGCGCUUCCUGGCAGGCUGCAGGGCCGCUCUUCAGGAUCACUCUCAGAGCGGAGAGGCUAUCCACGUGGUGAUGGGCAAUGAAGCGUGCGAUCUCGACUCCACGGUGUCCACCUUGGUCCUCGCCUAUUUUUUGGCAAAGACCUCUCCGGACUCCAGGGCAGCCUUCGUCCCUGUCCUCAAUAUCCCCCGGGCGGACUUCCCGCUGCGCACCGAGACCACCUUCCUCCUCCUGCAGCAGCGUAUCCCUGAGAAAGACCUCGUUUUCCGGGAUGAGAUCGACCUGGCGGGGCUGCAUAAGGCCGGGCUGCUGACCCUGACGCUGGUGGACCACCACGUCCUGCCCAGCAAGGACUCUGCGCUGGAGGCGGCCGUGGUGGAGGUGGUGGACCACCGGCCCCUGGAGUGGGAGAGGCGCCCUCCCUGCAAAGUGACGGUCGAGCUGGUGGGCUCCUGCACCACCCUGGUGACCGAGAGGCUCCUCCAGGCACGGGUGCCAACUUUGGACAGCCAAAUUGCCGCUCUGCUGUACGGAACCAUCUUGCUGGAUUGUGUGAACAUGGCCGUCGAAGCCGGCAAGGCGACCCCCAGAGACGCCUGUUGCAUCUCUCGACUGGAGUCCAUGUUCUCUGAGCUGCAGCCGAGGAACCGUGUCUUCGACGCUCUGCAGAGAGCCAAGUUCGAUGUCUCCGGCCUCACCACCGAGCAGAUGCUACGGAAGGACCUCAAAAGCCUGGUCAGCAAAACCGCCACCGUGGCCAUCAGCGCCGUGUACAUGAGUCUCCAGGAUUUCUUGCACCGGCCUGGCCUCGAACAGGAUCUGGCCACCUUCUGUCACCAAAAAGGCUUCGGCCUCCUGAUUGCCAUGGCCAUCUCCUUCGGGGACCACAAGAAACCCUUUCGGCAGCUGGCUGUCUAUAGCCCGCAAGCCGCAUUUCAAGAGGCGGUCUGCCAAGCCUUGGAGGGCUCUACCAACCCGUCCCUCGGCCUCUCCCGGCUGGAGACUCCCUGCCCCGCCGUCCGCGCCUACCAGCAGGGCAACAUCGGCGCCUCCCGCAAGAAACUCCUUCCCAUCGUCCGAGAAUUUCUGCACCAGUGGGGCCGAUCCACUCAGACCACCGGCCCCGGCAUGCAGCCGGAGAUCUCCAGUUGCGUCCCCCCGGCCAGGAUGGAUCCGCAAGGCGCCGGGAGGCGCGAUCCCAGUGGGGCCAAGGACGCCCCUAAGGCUCCCCGCCUGAGCGAGGAGGCAGCCGAGGAAGACACCCUGAUGCCCCCCACCCCCAUGAACAGCCUGGUGGACGAGUGCCCGCUGCACCAGGGCCUCCCCGGCGUCUCGCCCGAGGCCAUCUUUGAGAGAGUCAACCGCAUAGCCACUGACCGGUUGUUGGACGGCCGCAGCCCAGAAAAGAAGAAGUGACCGCCAAAUCCAGGGAGGGGAGGAGAGGGGAGGGGUCGUCGCUGGGGGCUUCAAACGCCAGUUUUUGAAUUAACUGGACACAAUCUGCCAUUCAUCCCCACUGCAAUGGAUAGUGGGGGGUGCUGAACUCGGCAUUUGCGGCCAUUAAUUGGGGUGGGGGGUGGGGGGGCGUUGAGAUUAAACUGACCAACUGCAAAAUUGCAGAAUUCUGAUUCUCGAGGGAGGGGGAGAAACGUGUUUGGGAAACCUCAAAUCCUUUUUUUUUUUCUUCUUCUCCUUUUUUUUCCUGGUGCCUCCUUCCAAAUUGUCCCAAAAUGGAUUGGCGGCCAACAGGAGAUUUUUCCUCAGAAAGGCUUUCCUUGGUGCUUGUGGGAAGGGGAGGGGGGAACUUAGGUCAGGCGCGGUUGAGGCUAGAGUUCCAGAGCUGCGUUUUUAUUUUUAUUUUUU